Messenger RNA from Oncorhynchus masou masou (cherry salmon), 1364 nucleotides. Its product is annotated as transcription factor COE1-A-like. Bases 606 to 1364 code for a protein of 252 amino acids. Lineage: Eukaryota; Metazoa; Chordata; Actinopteri; Salmoniformes; Salmonidae. The transcript is spliced from 7 exons. Gene Ontology annotation, biological process: regulation of transcription by RNA polymerase II. The record is from RefSeq and is a predicted model, not a curated record. Gene Ontology annotation, molecular function: RNA polymerase II cis-regulatory region sequence-specific DNA binding; DNA-binding transcription factor activity, RNA polymerase II-specific.
GCUAGUGUGCUUGUGUUUAGUUCUCAGAGAUAGUCAAAUAGGAUUCCUUUGGGAAGGGACACAAAUCACUCCCAUUUUAACAAGAGGAACAACACGGGAUCUGCCUACACAAGGGUCCUCAUCUUCUUGAUUUCUUAUUAAUUUCCAUUUGACAGAGAUCAUUGGGAAAAAGGAAACAAAGAGAGAGUAAAGGAAGAAAAAACUUGUCAGGGGAUGAAGACAUUUGAUCUAGAACAAUCUGAAAGCUCUAGUUGAUCCCACUGACACCAGGGCUCGCUCAUAGAGCAAGUAUCCCCAAUACAGGAGCGACAUCGUCAAAAACCUCAAGCGAGAUUUUGUUAAUUUGCGCCGUCUUGCGUUUCGCUCGUUUGUCUUUUGAUCUCCGUUUGAAGUGAUUCUGUCUAUGAGGCACCUGAAUUUCGAUACCUCGUCUUUGGACUCUUUUCGUAUUUUUCUCUUGGUUUGAAGUAAACAGACAGACACACUGUCACAGGCAUCAACGCGGACCCAGCACCAUCCCACGCCCACGCCCGCCUUUUACCUGUGAUUAGAGAACUGAUUUUGGGACACUCGGUAAACAGAGAGAGAGGGAGCGCGAUUUUGUAAUGUUUGGGAUUCAGGAGAGCAUCCAAAGGAGUGGGAGUAGUUUGAAAGAGGAACCCAUCGGGUCUGGGAUGAACGCAGUUCGGACAUGGAUGCAGGGAGCCGGGGUGUUGGAUGCGAACACCGCCGCUCAAAGUGGAGUGGGUCUUGCCCGGGCUCAUUUUGAGAAGCAACCGCCAUCAAAUCUUCGAAAAUCCAACUUCUUUCACUUCGUUUUGGCUCUAUAUGACAGACAAGGACAGCCUGUGGAAAUCGAAAGGACGUCUUUCCUCGGUUUUGUCGAGAAGGAAAAGGAAUCCACUGGAGAGAAGACUAACAACGGGAUACAUUAUAGACUGCAACUUCUCUACAGUAAUGGCAUCAGGACAGAGCAGGACUUUUAUGUGCGACUCAUUGACUCCAUGACUAAACAGGCUAUUGUUUAUGAAGGGCAAGACAAGAACCCUGAGAUGUGCCGAGUGUUACUGACACACGAGAUCAUGUGCAGCCGCUGCUGUGACAAGAAGAGCUGUGGCAACCGCAAUGAGACCCCGUCUGACCCCGUCAUCAUCGACAGGUACCUUCACACACUCCUCCGCAUGCUCAACUACUCCUACUGUGACCGCAUGGUGUGUGUGUGUGUGGCCUCCUACGAGGCUGCUGAUGCAGUGAGGGAACAGUAUGAGGGUCAGAUGGGGCUGACAGUGACAGGGGAACAGGUCAUGGCUCUGUCCUGGCUGAUCACUGUGGAGCAGCAGACGUGGGAGAAGGACCGGGACUGA